Molecule: messenger RNA, 1550 nt
Organism: Rhodamnia argentea
Lineage: Eukaryota; Viridiplantae; Streptophyta; Magnoliopsida; Myrtales; Myrtaceae
Product: nucleolar protein 58-like
Exons: 2
Coding region: 278-1324 (348 amino acids)
Source: RefSeq, a predicted model, not a curated record
UGCGUGUCUUGCGCGUUCUUGCCUUGAAUUUCCUCCUCCUCUGCCGCAUGAGACGCGCCAACUCUUAACUUCGCGACCCAGACCGCGACCUUCCUCCAAUUCACAUCUUUCGUCUAUUUAAAGGCUUCAACCCAAUGUCAAAGGAGCGAACUUUGCAUCCCAGGCAACAUCCUCGAGGCAACCAGAGGCUAUCUGGAUUUCUUGACCGAUCACUCUUCGUCGGAGAAGACGCGAAGGGACAGCAGCUCAAAUCUCGAACUUCAGCAAGGAAAUCACCAUGGAAGGGAAAUACGAAUCCACCGUCAAAGGAGAAGUACCGGUGAAAAGUGGAGAGCUCAAUGCUGAAACAGAAACAAGGGAUGUUUUGGUUAGUGAGUUCAAGGAAGAGAAGAUUGAGGAGGUUGAAUCAUCUUACGAGUCCGUUGAGAGAUCCAAUCCACUGCACCAGAAGGAAGACAUGGCAAAGGAACAAAAAGCUGAGGUAGGGGGGGAAUUAAACUAUGCAGAGAAGGAGACGAGGGAUGAAGGCAAAGAGGAAAUAACAAAAGAUGGAGAGAAGGUUUUGAAUGAGGAGAAGAAAGAAUGCCGUGAUGAAGCAAGCGACAAGCUUGAGGAGCAUGAAGAGACCGAGAAAGAAGUGAAAAGCAACGAAAUAGUAGAUGGAAAGGAGAAGAGAAAGGAAGAGAAAAAGAAAAAGGGUAAGAAAGAGGAAAAAAAGACGAAGAAAUCCAUAGCUGAUGACAAAGAAGAAAAUGAGAAGAAAAAGAAGGACAAGAGUGAGAAGAAGAAGAAGGACAAGAAGUGCUCUGAAUCUGGUGAGGGAACAGAAGCUGAAGAUACAAAGGAAGAGGAAAAGAAGAAGAAAAAGGAUAAAAAGAAGAAAGAGAAGAAGCACAUGGACAAAACCGACGAGGAAAAAGGAGGGGGUGAUGAUUCGAAGGAGGAUGAGGAGGAGACAGAAGGAUGCCCCAAUGUCGUAUCAAGGGAAGUCACCGUAGAAGAGGGUCUCGGGAAGUCAGAGGGCGAAGCGGAGAAGAAGAAGAAGUGGAAACAUAGGGAAGGGAAGGAAAAGGAGGAGAAAGAUAAGAAGGAUGAGGGCGAAAAGAAGAAAGAAUGCGCAAGGGGCAAGUACAAAAACAUUAAGGAUAAGUACAAGGACAUUGGUAAGUUGAAGCAUAAGCUUGAGAAGGUCAAUGGCAAAAUCGAAGCUCUUCUGGAGAAGAAAGCAUUUAUCUUUGGGAAAAUGAAAGAGGCCGAGGCCAAGAACGGCGAGACUUGUGAGAAGCCUGCCCCUAAAGAAGUUGCUGCAGCUGAUGGAGCAUAGCACGUCCUGAUAAACGUUUCCUGCGUAGCUUCUGUCGACGUUGUUGUUCUCGUAGGGCUGUGUGUUUAUAUGCAUAAACCCCCCAGUUGGGAGUUAUUGAUGUUUCUUCUCUUUGAUGCCACAGCCAUUUCGCCUUAUCGAGCUUGUGAAUAACUUCAGGAACAAGAAUUGACGCAUGAUGUACUUGCUUCGUUAUACAUAUAUGUGGAGUGGAGGUCACUUUGGU